AUGCUGAAGGACGACAUGACGCUGGCCAAACUGGACCUUUUGUACCGGGAGGCUUAUGGCGGGGCGCCGUUGCCGGCAUGGGUAGCUGAAAACGUGCUUCUCGUCAGAAAGGCGAAGCGCAGACUCCGUCAGCAGGAAGCGGCAGCGCCCACACCAGAGCCAAAGGACAGCCAAGAGGAGGCAGUCGAGAAGCCAGUGCCUGCUGUGAAGGAGGACAGCCAAGAGGAGGCAGUCGAGAAGCCAGUGCCUGCUGUGAAGGAGGACAGCCAAGAGGAGGCAGUCGAGAAGCCAGUGCCUGCUCUGAAGGAGGACAGCCAAGAGGAGGCAGUCGAGAAGCCAGUGCCUGCUGUGAAGGAGGACAGCCAAGAGGAGGCAGUGGAGAAGCCAGUGCCUGCUGUGAAGGAGGCCCUUCCCAUGGUUCUGAUCUGGCCGGAUCGCCUCGUCCCAGGAAAAGCGGUGGCCAACUCCUGGGAGACGAGCGUCCGGAGCCAGAAAGAGACGGCGGACAUUACGAAUCUGAAGAUCAACGACAAAGAGCGGCCCGGCGGUUAUCAGCCGUAA
This is a messenger RNA of Effrenium voratum, 561 nucleotides long. The record is from the annotation of a GenBank genome assembly. Lineage: Eukaryota; Dinophyceae; Suessiales; Symbiodiniaceae.